AUGCCACACCACUAUCACCAGAUUUGUUACGAGGUGAGCCCUCGUUGCCCGGUGUCCGCAACGACCUACGGAUACCGGCCGAACUUGGCUGGUAACAUCAUUCUUCUGGUGGUCUUCAGCAUCUGCACGCUCGCUCAACUCUACCUUGGUAUCCGCCACCGACUGCGAGGCUUCACCAUCGCCGUCACCAUUGGCUGUGCAGGCGAAGCGAUCGGAUAUGGUGGCAGAUUGAUGCUCCACGCAAACCCAUGGAGCUCUAACGGUUUCAAGGUGCAGAUUUGCUGCUUGGUACUCGCGCCCUCAUUCCUGGCUGCGGGAAUCUAUCUGACUUUGAAACACCUGGUCAUCUAUUUCGGGGCUGAAAAGUCUCGCAUCAAGCCGGGCUUAUACACCGCCAUCUUCAUCUCUUGCGAUGCUCUUUCGAUCCUCGUGCAAGCCGCGGGCGGCGGCAUCGCUGCAAGCGAACAAAGCAACUUGGUCAACAUUGGAGACGAUCUGAUUGUGACCGGCAUAGCGAUCCAGGUGGCGACGCAAUUCGUCUGCAUUUGUCUCGCGGGUGACUUUGCCUAUCAGGUCAUCAAGCACCACAGCAAGCGAGCUGUAACCGCGGACGAAGUCGAAGAAGGAAGGCAAUUGCCGAAGAGUUUUCGUUAUUAUGCAGUCUGUUCGAGUGCUGCGUUCUUGUUCAUCUUCAUACGGUGCAUAUACCGCAUUCCGGAAAUGGCCGGCGGUUGGGGUAACGCUCUGAUGCAGAACGAAGUGGAGUUCAUGAUACUUGAUGGAGGGAUGAUCGCCAUUUCCUGCAUUCUACUGACAAUAGCUCAUCCCGGCCUCUAUUUCCCGGCCAUGAGCCUCAAAAACCGACAAGCAUCCGCGAGAGCGAGAAAAGCAGUAGCUGGCGAUGAUGCUGCUGGUCAGAGCGAUGAGAAGGCCAUUUCUUGA
Molecule: messenger RNA, 942 nt
Organism: Baudoinia panamericana UAMH 10762
Lineage: Eukaryota; Fungi; Ascomycota; Dothideomycetes; Mycosphaerellales; Teratosphaeriaceae
Exons: 3
Coding region: 1-942 (313 amino acids)
Cellular component (GO): plasma membrane; fungal-type vacuole
Source: RefSeq, a predicted model, not a curated record